Molecule: messenger RNA, 4847 nt
Organism: Boleophthalmus pectinirostris (great blue-spotted mudskipper)
Lineage: Eukaryota; Metazoa; Chordata; Actinopteri; Gobiiformes; Gobiidae
Gene: esyt1b
Product: extended synaptotagmin-like protein 1b
Exons: 35
Coding region: 6-3512 (1168 amino acids)
Biological process (GO): lipid transport
Source: RefSeq, a predicted model, not a curated record
ACCUGAUGGGAGGAAUGGUGAAAGGAAAGAGCGAUCCUUAUGUGAAAAUCAACAUCGGAGGAGAGACCUUCACCAGCCAAGUUAUCAAGGCCAACCUCAACCCCACCUGGAACGAGAUGUACGAGGUGAUUUUGACUCAACUUCACGGUCAGGAUCUGCAGCUGGAAGUGUUUGAUAAAGACAUGGAUGUAAAGGACGACUUCAUGGGGAGGUUGAAGAUAAACCUCCAAGACAUCAUCAAAUCCCAGUACACAGAUCAGUGGUACACUCUGAACGAUGUGAAGUCUGGCCGUGUUCAUCUGGUGCUGGAGUGGGUCCCAACCUCCUCUGAGUCAGAUCACGUCGACCAGGUUCUUACUUUUCUCUCAAGACAGUCGUACCAGAACAAAGCCAUUCCCUCCGCAGCUCUCCUCUUCGUCUUUAUUGAACAGGCUGAUGGUUUACCAGUAAAGAAGAGUGGCAAAGACCCAAAAGUUGGAGCAGAAAUCAGACUUGAUAAACAGUCUCGUAAAACAACUGUGUGUGAGCGAACUACAUCUCCAGCGUGGCACGAGGCUUUCUGCUUCAUGGUUCGCGACCCCAGAGAGGACAUACUGGUCAUCAAGCUGUCCCAUAGCUGGACGCUGCCCAUCGGCUCCCUGGUGAUCCCACUCCGAGAGCUGCUGUCAGAGCCGGGGCUGGUCCUGGAUCAGUGGUUCCAUCUGGACGGAGGUCUCCCAGACAGCCAGGUGCUGCUCAGGACCGAACUCAAGAUGUUGGUUCCUUCCAAAUGUCCAGUGCCCAAAGAGCCCAAAGUGAGUGUCCCUGCUCCCUCAGAUCCUGUCCCUGCCCCCAGAAAACAGGAGACUGACCCUGCUCUCAAAUCCAGCACUGUGGACCCCACUCCUGUUGAGACUAUCGUUCCCUCAGUGUUGGUGAGAGAAGAGGAGGAGGUUAAAGCUGCAGAAGCCCCAACAGCAGAAGAAGAGGAGGAGGAAGAGGAGGAGAAGGUCCCUGUGGUCACACUCCCUCCCCACACCUCUCCAGAUAUCAGCUUCGCCAGCGAGGGCAUGCUGAGGAUUGUCCUGCUCGAGGCUCAGAGUCUUGUGGCCAAAGACAAAUUGAUGGGAGGGAUGGUGAAGGGGAAGAGCGACCCCUACGCCAAAAUCACUGUGGGACAAUCUGUGUUCAAGAGCAACGUCAUCAAGGAAAACCUCAACCCAGUCUGGAACGAGAUGUACCAGGUGGUGCUGAGGGCGCAGGCAGGGCAGGAGGUGCAGUUGGAGCUGUUUGACAAAGACAUGGACUCAGACGACUUCAUGGGCAGGUUCAAAGUGAGUGUAGCCGACAUCAUCAGAUCACAGUUCUCAGACGAAUGGUACACCUUAAAUGACGUUAAAUCUGGUCGUGUGCGUCUGAUUCUGGAGUGGAUCCCAACAGUUUCCCAUCAUGCAUCUCUGGACAGGGUGAUGCAGCUGCAGUCUCUCCAUUCAUACAAAAACAAGGCUGUUCCCACAGCUGCUCUGCUCUUCGUUUAUGUGGACCGAGCUCAUUCACUGCCUUUUAAGAAAAGUGGAAAGGAGCCCAGGCCUGCGGUGGAGCUCGUACUUGGGAAGACAAGCCACAAAACCAAGGUGUGCGACCGCUCCAGAGCUCCAGAGUGGAAAGAAUCAUUCCACUUCUUGGUUCAGAAUCCAACAGAGGAAAAGCUGAUAUUGAAGGUGUCCAGUGCGUGGGAUCAGCCCAUUGGUUCUGUGGAGGUCCCUGUCAGGGACCUCCUCUCUGAGCCUCAGCUAGUUCUGGACAAAUGGAUGAAUUUAGACGGAGCUUUACCUGAAAGUCAGAUCCUUCUGCGGACUGAACUCAAGAUCCUGGACUCAAAGCUGACAGAGGUGCCACUGCUGUCUGUCCCUGGAGCUGCAGAAACUGAACCCACUUUUAAAGCAGUGAUUGAAGACCAGAAACUACCAGAGCAGCUGCAGCCGGAGCCUGUUUCAGAAUGGACGCAGCCUCAGGUCCAAGAGACAGAUGUCGAACCUGAGGAGACGCACACCUCUCCUCACACUUUACCGUCUGCUCCUCCAGCUGCCGAGAUGGAGGAGGAACAAGAAGAGACAGAGGAGCAGCUUAUCAAUUCAGGGCCUACAGCAACCGAGCACUUAAAACCAACGGUAGACACGAAAGGUACUGGUCUGGAGGAUCUAGUCCAGGCCACAGUCACUGGUCUCCCUGAAGAACCUGCAGAAGUCCUGCCUCCAAACACCACUCCAAACCAUGACUUUGCCACAGAGGGCCUGCUGAGGAUUCUCCUGCUGGAAGCUCGCAGUCUGGUGGCCAAAGACAAUCUGAUGGGUGGGAUGGUGAAAGGGAAGAGCGACCCCUACGUGAACAUCACCAUAGGCAAAACUGCUUUCAAGAGUCAUGUGAUCAAGGAAAACCUCAACCCCACCUGGAACGAGAUGUACGAGGUGGUGUUAAAAGCAGACAGUGCACAGGAGAUCCACGUGGAGGCGUUUGACAAAGACCUGGACUCUGAUGACUUCCUGGGCAGAUUUAGCAUCAACUUGAAAGAUGUGAUCAGAUCCCAGUACACAGACCAGUGGUACACUUUAAACGACGUAAAGUCUGGACGCAUUCACCUGAUUUUAGAGUGGGUUCCUACAGUGACCGACCCAGCACGACUCGACCAGAUUCUGCAGCUCCAGUCUCUACAAACAUAUCAAAACAAAGCGGUUCUGUCAGCCGCUCUGCUCUUUGUCUACUUAGAGAGAGCUCAUUCACUUCCCCUGAAGAAAAGUGGAAAGGAGCCCAAAGCUGGAGCAGAGCUGACUGUUGGACAAACUUCAUAUAAAUCACAGUUGUGUGAGCGCACGUCCAGCCCAGAGUGGAACGAGUCCUUCUACUUUAACAUAAAAAACCCGAAAGACGACAUGCUCAUCGUGAAGUUGUCGAGUGGAUGGGAGCAGCCCAUGGGGUCCGUGGUGGUCCCAGUCCGGUCUCUGCUCUCUGGACCAGGUCUGGUUCUGGAUGAGUGGCUCUCUCUGGACGGAGCUACGCCACAAAGCCAGAUCCUCCUCAGGGCUCAACUCAAGAUCCUGGACUCCAGGCUGGUGGACCUGAUGCUCUCUGGGUCUCUGCCCUCGCCCUCUGGGAACGGUCAGAUCAGAAUGUCUCUGUUUUACCAAACGCAGGAGAGGAAACUCACCGUCACUGUACACGAAUGCAGGGACCUGUUGUCUCAGAGUAAGGAUGGCGUUGACAGUUACGUGUCUCUGAUGCUGCUCCCAGACAAACACAAAUCUACAAAGAAGAAGACGGCCGUGAAGAAGAAAGUGCUCGACCCGGAGUUCAAUGAGAGAUUUGAGUUUGACUUGCCGCUGGAGGAGGUUAAACAGCGCCAUCUAAGUGUGUCAGUGAAGAAUAACGCUUCUUUCCGAGGGCCUGAUGUGAUAGGACAGGUUCAGAUCGCUUUGGCUGAAAUAAACCUCUCUGGAGUUACUCAGUGGUUCACUUUGAAGGAUGAAGCUGAUUGAUCCGUUUUUUAUGUUUUAUUUGAUUUGAUUUGUUUUAUCGAUGCUGUAUUGUAACAUUGCACUGUGCCACGCCUACAACCACUCACACUGAUGCCUUUCCUCUAGCCAGUAUCUGCAGCAGCCUUACCUGUAUCCUAUGCACUUACACUGACCGGCCACUUUAUUAGGUACAGCUCACAUACAGGUGGAGAUGUUAGUAUGAAUGAGCUUUGUGAAUUCAGCAGUUCUGGGCUGCAAAAAUUAUAAUACAGCAUAGGUUAAAAUGGUUAAAUUCAGAAUAAUUUGUUUUGGGUUGUUCUUGGUAUUUAAGAACUAAACUAGGACUGAACCAGGACUAAAACAUGACUAAAACAGAGCAGAACCAGCACUAAAACAGGACCAAAACAGGACUGAACCGGGACUGAACCAAGACUGAAACGGAACUGAACCAAGACUGAAACGGGACUGAACCGAGACUACACCAGGACUAAACCAAGACAAAUACAGGACUAAAACAAAACUAAAUCAGGAACAAACCAGGACUAAACCCAGACUACUCCAGAAAUAACCCGGGACUAACCCGGGACUAAACCGGGACUAGACCAGGUAGGAGCCAAAGCUAAAACACAACUAAACAAGGACCAAUAUUUUUUGUUACAAGCUCAAUAAUAAGUUAACUGGUCAAAAUAUAGGCUAUGGUUCAGUUCUGGUUCAUUACCUUAUAAGUUCUGGUUUAGUCCCGGGUUUAGUCCCGGGUUUAGUCCCGGGUUUAGUCCCGGGUUUAGUGAUAUACAUGGAACAUGACAUGGACUGAUCAGAAACUGCUGCUUGGAUUCGUACUCACAACCACAAACCAUCUUUAGGCCCCAGAAAAUGAUAAUAUAAUUUUUUAUUUUAUGAUAAAGGUCAUGUACAUUGACUAGUUUACAUUGAUUAGGUGUACCUAAUAUUGUGGCCAUUUAGUGUACACUUAUGGUAUUAUACACCAAAGAUAACCACGCUAUCUGAAUAUGAUGUACGAUGUUCUAACUGUUACGGAAACACAAAGACUGAAGAUUUAACAUGAAGAAAUAAUAAUAAUUGCAAUUGUAUUUAAUUUAGUGCAAAAUUAGAAAACUCUCUAUAUUGUUACCAUUUCAGUAUUUUAUCUGAGUAGUUUAGUAGAUGAAGGAUUUUUUUUAUAUAUAUAUUAAACUUUGAAUAUGUUUGCGAUGUGUUUUCUGUCUGUUACAGUUAAAGCUGAUUUAAUUUUGUGUAUAUUGGUCAUGAAGAAAAUAUGGCAAUGAUCAGAUUGUCAAUGUGUUGUAGUAUUUGUUGAAGGGAACUAAGCAAAAUAAACGUGAAUUUGCACACACA